AUGAAGGAAAAAGAGUGCUAUGAAAUAGUACUAAACACAAAAUCAGGGAAUUUUCAAAAAUAUAUUGAUCAUUGCAUGGAAAAAGUGAAAUUAGGGAACGUGAAAAUUGUAGGCAGGCAGUAUGCAAUAACCAAGGCUUUUAAUGUGCUGGAAGUCUUAAAAAACAAAGUUAUGGAAUUAGAACAUUAUAUAACAUAUAAAAAUUUAAGAGCUACAGGUCCUGAUAGAAGAAAGCUACUAGAAGUUAACAUAUAUGUUUCUUUGAAAAAUUAA
Messenger RNA from Plasmodium malariae, 273 nucleotides. Its product is annotated as conserved Plasmodium protein, unknown function. Gene Ontology annotation, molecular function: nucleic acid binding. The transcript is spliced from 3 exons. NCBI's taxonomy places the organism in Eukaryota, Apicomplexa, Aconoidasida, Haemosporida, Plasmodiidae. Bases 1 to 273 code for a protein of 90 amino acids. The record is from RefSeq and is a predicted model, not a curated record.